AUUACUGUAGAUUUAUGCAUAUGUCUUUGAAAAUAUCAAGUCUGUCCGACUGGAAGCACUGCUCUUAUCCUUACUAAGCAUUGUGGUCCUUGUUCUUGUUAAAGAGCUGAAUGAACAGUUUAAGAGGAAAAUUAAAGUUGUUCUUCCUGUUGAUUUAGUUUUGAUCAUUGCGGCAUCAUUUGCUUGUUAUUGUACCAAUAUGGAAAACACAUAUGGAUUAGAAGUGGUUGGUCAUAUUCCAAAAGGAAUUCCUCCACCUAGAGUUCCCCCAAUGAACAUUCUCUCUGCAGUAGUUACUGAAGCUUUUGGAGUGGCACUUGUAGGCUAUGUGGCCUCACUGGCUCUUGCUCAAGGAUCUGCCAAAAAAUUCAAAUAUUCAGUUGAUGACAAUCAGGAAUUUUUGGCCCAUGGCCUCAGCAACGUGAUUCCUUCAUUUUUCUUCUGCAUACCAAGUGCUGCUGCUAUGGGACGGACUGCUGGCCUGUACAGCACAGGGGCAAAGACACAGGUGGCUUGUCUAAUAUCUUGCAUUUUCGUCCUCAUAGUCAUCUAUGCAAUAGGACCUUUGCUGUACUGGCUGCCCAUGUGUGUUCUUGCAAGCAUUAUUGUUGUAGGACUGAAGGGAAUGUUAGUACAGUUCCGGGAUUUAAAAAAAUAUUGGAAUGUGGAUAAAAUCGAUUGGGGCAUAUGGAUUAGUACUUAUGUAUUUACCAUAUGCUUUGCUGCCAAUGUAGGACUGCUGUUUGGUGUUGUCUGUACCAUAGCUAUUGUGAUAGGGCGCUUCCCAAGAACAAAGACUUUAAGUAUAAUAAACAUGAAAGAAAUGGAAUUUAAAGUGAAGACAGAAUCGGAUGAUGAAACUCUGCAACAGGUAAAAAUUGUCUCAAUAAACAACCCACUUGUUUUCCUGAAUGCAAAGAAAUUUAAUACUGAUCUAAUGAACUUCAUCCAAAAGGAAAAUGCCAGCAACCAGCCACUUGAUGACAUCAGCAAGUAUGAACAAAACACGUUGCUCAAUUCUCUGUCCAAUGGCAACUGCAAUGAAGAUGCUGCACAGCCCUGCUGUAGUGAGAGGUGGUCAUUAGUCCUGGACUGCAGUGGCUUGAGCCUUUUUGACUAUUCUGGAGUCUCCACGCUUGUCGAGGUGUACAUGGAAUGUAAGGGCAGAAGUGUGGAUGUAUCAUUAGCCAAUUGCACAGCUUCCUUGAUAAAAGCAAUGACAUACUAUGGAAACCUAGACUCAGAGAAACCAAUUUUUUUUGAGUCAGUGUCUGCUGCAAUAAGAAACAUCUACUCAAAUAAGAAUUUGAGCAAACUCAGUGACCACAGUGAAGUCUGA
This is a messenger RNA of Castor canadensis (American beaver), 1339 nucleotides long. The record is from RefSeq and is a predicted model, not a curated record. Lineage: Eukaryota; Metazoa; Chordata; Mammalia; Rodentia; Castoridae.